Molecule: messenger RNA, 1387 nt
Organism: Platichthys flesus (European flounder)
Lineage: Eukaryota; Metazoa; Chordata; Actinopteri; Pleuronectiformes; Pleuronectidae
Gene: fgf3
Product: fibroblast growth factor 3
Exons: 3
Coding region: 1-714 (237 amino acids)
Biological process (GO): regulation of cell migration; positive regulation of cell population proliferation; fibroblast growth factor receptor signaling pathway
Cellular component (GO): cytoplasm
Molecular function (GO): fibroblast growth factor receptor binding; growth factor activity
Source: RefSeq, a predicted model, not a curated record
AUGCUGAUUAUACAUCUGCUGGUGUUGCUGAGCCUGUUGGAUCCCGUUAGUCCCCGGGGCCGUUGCGACCGUGGCCAGGCUUGCGACCCCCGACAACGGAGGGACGCUGGGGGCCGCGGUGGAGUAUAUGAACACCUCGGAGGAGCGCCGCGAAGAAGGAAACUCUACUGCGCCACUAAAUAUCAUUUACAAAUCCAUUCUCAUGGGAAGAUAGAUGGCUCAUUGGAGGAAAUGAAUCCAUUAAGCAUCAUGGAAAUUACAGCGGUGGAUGUGGGAGUUGUGGCCAUAAAAGGGCUCUUCUCUGGCAGAUAUUUGGCCAUGAAUGAUAAAGGGCGACUGUAUGCAUCGGAAGUAUUUAACAAAGAUUGUGAGUUUGUGGAGCGGAUCCAUGAGUUGGGGUACAACACCUAUGCCUCUCGCCUCCACUCAACCGAACAGCCACUGCCAACAGGGGGCAUUAGCAACAAGCGAAGAGCAAGCGCCAAACGCCAGUGGUAUGUUUCUAUUAACGGCAAAGGCAGGCCGCGGAGGGGCUUUAAAACGCGAAGCACAGACAAAGCCUCACUAUUUCUGCCUCGGGUUCUGGGCAACAAGGAUCAUGAGAUGGUGAGACGGUUAAGAGACAGUCAGAGCGCACACCACCACACGCAUCACCUCAGCAGCCGUGGUGAAUGCCGAAGACGCCGGCAUCGUGCCAGGAAAGGCCGGGGCUGACUGAGCAGACAUUCAGAGGAGGGAGCUGACCCUGUAGUCCUGAUAGUCUUCAGAACCCUGACAUUGUUACACAGUGUAGCUUGAUUUCAAUGGAGGAUGUGGAAAAACAGUCUUGAUGCUGCCUUCUGGAUUAGCAGAAAUAAUUUUCAUUGAUGCACAGAGAAAGAAAUCCAUAGAAGAUGAAGAAAAGACCUGAAGUGUCGCCACCUGAAGUGGGCAUGCACUUCAUGCAUGCACACACAAACACACACACUGUACAAACAGGCACGCACGCACACACACACACACACACACACACAUACACACACACAAACUGUGUAAUCUUCUAUUUACUGAUGUCUGAUUUCUUCAAAAAUGCUACUGUCGUAGUAGUUGCUUCUGUAGACAAGUGCAUUAGUAUAGAUAGAUCACUUCUAGUUUUACAAAAAGUUCAAAUUUAGAACAAGAGAACAAUUUAUUUUCAUUUUUUCACAGAGCUACAGACCUUUGGACAGGGAUUAUUGUAAAUGCAGUAUACAGGGAUUCUGUAGGUUUUCAUUUUACUGAAAUGAUUAACAGAAUAUAAUAUUUUGCUACACUAAAGUGCUAACGAAAAUGAUGGAUAUUGAACAGCGGAUGUAAUAAAUCAAAGCACUUUUUGUCAGAUUUUCAUUAAGACACAAAUGUAAAAUCA